AUGUCUUUUGGACGCCCACCGUCAAUUAACGUUGGAUUCAAGACUUCCCCUCCAGAUCGCGGUUCCUUUCCUUUGGACCAUGAUGCAGGCGAGUGCAAGGAACAGAUGAUGCAAUACAUGGCUUGCUUGCGCAAGAAUUCUAGUGAAUCCACUCCGUGCAGAGUCAUGAGCAAACAAUACCUUGACUGUCGAAUGACCAAAGGACUUAUGGAGCGCGAUGAAUGGAGGAAUCUUGGACUAGCCAACCUAGAAGGUGAUCCCGCCAAACCAACGCGCACUUCAUCCUGA
Molecule: messenger RNA, 288 nt
Organism: Suillus subaureus
Lineage: Eukaryota; Fungi; Basidiomycota; Agaricomycetes; Boletales; Suillaceae
Exons: 3
Coding region: 1-288 (95 amino acids)
Biological process (GO): mitochondrial respiratory chain complex IV assembly
Cellular component (GO): mitochondrial intermembrane space
Source: RefSeq, a predicted model, not a curated record